UCCAUCCGGAGUGUGAAAGUUGGAAGACUAGAUCCCGAUGACUCUUUUGGAAAUGAAUUGAUCAUUAAUGAAUAUCAGAUUGAAUGGCACAGAGGUUUUAAUCAGGUUCUUCCAGUUUCUCUGUGUAAUGAAUAUUGUCACCCUGGAUAUUGGAAGAGAAAAUCUGAAGAGAAAAGUUUCUGCUGCUAUGACUGUGUUGCAUGUCCACAGGGAAAGAUUUCAACUGAGAUAGACACAGAAGAUUGUUUCAAAUGUCCUGAGGAUCAGUAUCCAAGCAAAGUGCAAGAUCGAUGCCUUAACAAAACAAUGAGUUUCCUGUCCUUUGAAGAACCUUUAGGAAUCAGUCUGGCCUCAGCUGCUGUUUCCUUUUCCUUCAUGACAGUCAGUGUGCUUGGAAUUUUCCUUAAGCGUAGAGAUACUCCCAUUGCCAAGGCCAAUAACCAGGACCUCACUUACAUUCUCCUUAUUGCACUCUUACUGUGCUUUCUCUCUUCCUUGUUAUUCCUUGGUCAGCCAGGGAAAGUAACCUGCCUUUUCCGGCAACCAGCAUUCAGCAUCAUCUUCUCCGUUGCUGUUUCAUGUGUGUUAGCUAAAACUAUUACGGUGGUUGUAGCUUUCAUGGCUACUAAACCAGGUUCUUCAAUGAGAAAAUGGGUGGGAAAAAGAUUGGCUCUUUCCAUUGUCUUUUCUUGUUCUUUUCUUCAAGCAGUUCUUUGCAUUAUAUGGUUGGCAACAUCUCCUCCUUAUCCUGAGUUAAAUAUGCAGUUCCUGAUGGAAACUAUGAUUCUGCAAUGCAAUGAAGGUUCCAUCUUCAUGUUCUAUUGUGUGCUGGGCUAUCUGGGCUUCUUGGCCAUCGCCAGCUUUGUUGUGGCUUUUCUUGCCCGUAAUUUACCUGAUAGCUUUAAUGAAGCCAAGUUCAUCACCUUCAGCAUGUUGGCUUUCUGCAGUGUGUGGAUCUCUUUUGUUCCAACCUAUCUGAGCACCAGAGGAAAAGCCAUGGUAUCUGUGGAGAUCUUCUCCAUCUUAUCGUCCAGUGCUGGAUUAUUGGGAUGCAUCUUCUUCCCCAAAUGCUUCAUCAUUGUGUUGAGGCCAGAACUAAAUAGCAGGCACCGACUAAUCAAACGAAACAAUUAA
Molecule: messenger RNA, 1134 nt
Organism: Pseudonaja textilis
Lineage: Eukaryota; Metazoa; Chordata; Lepidosauria; Squamata; Elapidae
Source: RefSeq, a predicted model, not a curated record